This is a messenger RNA of Belonocnema kinseyi, 2163 nucleotides long. RefSeq names its product cytosolic carboxypeptidase 6. Lineage: Eukaryota; Metazoa; Arthropoda; Insecta; Hymenoptera; Cynipidae. Bases 290 to 1993 code for a protein of 567 amino acids. Gene Ontology annotation, molecular function: metallocarboxypeptidase activity; zinc ion binding. Gene Ontology annotation, biological process: proteolysis. The record is from RefSeq and is a predicted model, not a curated record. The transcript has 7 exons.
GUUGAAUUUUUUUAAACUCCUAUUUAUGGGUAAAGCUACGUAAAUGAUGCUAGCACAAAAGUUCUAUUGCAAAAAUGUAGGCGUAAAUCCAAACAAAAAUUUUUCUAGUCUUCACAGUUUUUACAGGUCACGAGGUAUGACCAUGAAACGCGAGAUGAAACAUUGACCCUUUCCAUUUGGAAGGCUCUGUAUAUCUACUGUAAAAAGUACUGUGGCCGUAUUUGAACAUUUUGGUGACAGCGAUGACAGCGACGCAGAGGGAGGUCUCGGGAAUGUGAACAAGUUGGUGAUGCGUCCCCCAGGACAUAGUGGAAAAGCGAAAAAAGGGCACCUCUGCUUCGACGCCUCUUUCGAAACCGGAAACCUUGGUAGAGUGGACCUUGUUUCCGAAUUUGAAUACGACCUUUUCAUCCGUCCUGAUACCUGCUCUCCUCGUCUUAGACUCUGGUUUAAUUUCACAGUGGACAAUGCCAGAUCAGAUCAGAGAGUCAUUUUCAACAUAGUUAACAUCUCUAAGAGCAAAAACUUAUUUCGGAAGGGUAUGACACCACUUGUAAAAAGCAGCAGCAGACCAAAAUGGCAAAGAAUUCCCAGCAGACAGGUCUUUUACUUCAAAUCUGCUCAGCACCAGAAUCAUCAUGUCCUUAGUUUUGCCUUCUCCUUUGAUCGAGAGGAUGAAGUAUACCAGUUUUGUCUAACAUAUCCCUAUUCCUAUACUAGAUACCUAGGCUACCUGGAUAAUUUGGCUUUAAAGUACUCCUGGGUAAGAAGGGAAAACUUGGCUUGUUCGAUUCAAAAGAGAAAAGUGGAGUUAAUCACAAUUGCCUCAAAUGAAAAGAGUGAGGAACAUCCUAGAAAAGUUGUUGCUGUACUUGCAAGGGUUCAUCCUGGCGAAUCUCCGUCUUCCUUUGUCUGCCAAGGUCUCAUGGAUUUUUUGGUCAGCAAUCAUCCGAUCGCCAAGGUCCUCAGGGAAUAUGUUGUUUUUAAAAUUGUUCCGAUGCUCAACCCUGAUGGAGUCUUUCUUGGAAAUUAUAGAUCCACCUUGAUGGGUAUGGAUUUGAAUAGAUCCUGGAACAGAAUUUCCGAUUGGAUUCAUCCUACGCUAGCAGCUACAAGGUCUUUACUAGAAACUCUUGAUAAGGAUCAGAAAAAUCCCUUGGAUUGUGUCCUGGAUCUGCAUUCUCAUACAAACGCUACUGGUGUUUUUGUUUAUGGGAACACGUACGACGAUGUUUACAGGUACGAAAGACACAUUGUUUUACCGAAACUACUUUCUCAACAAGCUGAAGAUUACGAAGCUGGAUAUACAAUGUACAAUCAGGAUUUGCAUAAAUCAGGAACUGCUCGUCGAUACCUUUGUUCCAUAUUGAGUGAACAUGUAAAUUGUUAUACUAUUCUCGUCUCCAUGUAUGGAUAUUCUCGAAAGGGAAUUCCGGGAAUUUUACCUUACACGGAGGAAGGAUAUUACAGGGUGGGUAGAAAUUUGGCUCGUGUAUUUCUAGAAUAUUACAAGCUCACUGGACUAAUUCCCUCGAGUCUUCCGGAUAAACCCUCGGCGAAACGAGGACGCCAAUCUCGUCAAAGAUACCGUGUUCCUCGAGAACCUCGUCCCAGGACAGCCAGGACUCCAGCUCCUCUCCAUCUCGCCAGUAUGCACGAGUACUUCGGAAAAGUUCCCGUGGCGGAGCCUCGCUACCGAUCGAUGAGCGGUACGCGAAUGAACGUCGGUGUGCCAGGAACAGGAAGUGGCGCCGGGAUUGGAACUGGAAUGAGUGGUAACAGGAACUUAAGCUACAGGUUCCGGAGCCCCGGGGCACCACCUCUCGACAGGAAAAUAGCGGAGCCGAGGCGCUCGGCGGAACCAAAGCUCACCAUUAUCGAUUUCAAUCAGCUGACACGUGGUGGUUUGGACCUGGCCACCGGAAAGAACAGGGCAAAGGUCGUCAGACGAGCCUCACCUCAUCGACUGUACUCGAGACCGGCUCGUAGAUAAUAGAGAUUAUAUUCAUUAUCCGUCAUGUUGUUGAAAUUCAAGGUCGCCACUGAUCCGUGAAAUUGGGAAAAUUGGCAAUUUUUUCACAUUCGAAAAAAGCCCAGAAAUUACAUUAAAUUUCUUCAUUUUUAGUAAAAAAAAAAGUAUGUCCAGUAGUUUUAAAAUAAUGU